Molecule: messenger RNA, 1767 nt
Organism: Limulus polyphemus (Atlantic horseshoe crab)
Lineage: Eukaryota; Metazoa; Arthropoda; Merostomata; Xiphosura; Limulidae
Product: T-box transcription factor TBX3-like
Exons: 3
Coding region: 946-1767 (273 amino acids)
Biological process (GO): cardiac chamber development; positive regulation of DNA-templated transcription; central nervous system development
Cellular component (GO): nucleus
Molecular function (GO): RNA polymerase II cis-regulatory region sequence-specific DNA binding; DNA-binding transcription factor activity, RNA polymerase II-specific
Source: RefSeq, a predicted model, not a curated record
ACUGUGCGAGUGGACCUAAGAUUGAAAACUCCAGAUAUUUUCCCUGAACUUACGUUAAGAGCGUGAGGUGACGGUAAACCCCGUUAUUCAACGCCCAAGGUGACGAUUGGUAGAUCUAACUGCAUAUCAUUAUUCAGUUUCCAGGGUGAGCGAACGUUCCACUGACUGACUGUCGCUGCUCAACACCAAGCUAAGAAGCGACGUCACGCUUCUGGCGCCAAAAUACCUCGUGCCUGCACACCGGGAGCAACGCGAGAAUACCUAAUCACUUUAGAUGGUUCUCCCGUCAUUUUCACGCUGGGUUUUGGGCUAAGAGCGGCAUCCAUAACCAUCGGUUUAAAACUAUUCCGUGAACGGAAGACACAGGGUUUAAUGUAUAAAGCAAGAAGCCUCAUAACGAACGUCAUAUUCUAUUAAUAACAGGUCAAGGAUAUAGAGGAACAAAUGACGAUUUUUACGACGUCCUUUCAAGAUCCGUUUUAACAUAUUAUCGUCAAGCUGUGCUUCUGGAUAGGCAUUUUGGAGAGAGUAUUAUUAUUUCUUGCUAAACUCAGCUAAUGUGAUUCUUCUAUAAGCACAAUAUAACUCAAAGUCGUCGUCAUUGUAGAUCAAUGCCCCAGCUACACUUUAUCAAACACAGAGAAAGAGCGCCAAGUUCUAGAAGAGGCCUUCUGAUUGGUCGAUAUCUUUGAAAUAACCAAUCGUUAGUGAUCUUAGUUUGGAAGAGUUUAUAGAGUCUGUAGCUGGCUGCCCGGAUUUCACACAUCUGAAACCGAACAACUCGACUGAAAUCGAAUUUUUAGGUUAGUGUGUGCGAUAUCACGCCACGAGUGUCCGUGCUGGCAGCGCGGCCCUGGGCCUCGCGCCUUCUUGCCGCGUGCGUCACUGGCUCAUCCCUGGCACUCCACCUGCGCGUCGUGCUCCCCUGUCGCCAGCCGCGUCUCCAUGCGCUUCGAACCUUCCGAGCUGGCCCAGGGGAUGGCUUAUCACCCGUUCCUCCUGACCCCGAGCCGCCAUCCACCGGACUUUAGCGUCAACACGGUGUUGACUCAGCCUCACUAUUUCCCGCUACCUCUUCCACAUCCGUAUCCGACGGCUCCAUUCCCCAAACUGCCGGCUUCUCUGCCAGGAGCUCCGCCGUACAUGACAGCCGACGACGUGCUUAGCCAGGGCCGUCAUCUCCGACAACUAAGGACCUUGGAGCCCGAAGAAGACGGGAUACAAGAUGACCCUAAAGUUAACCUAGAAUCCAAGGAACUUUGGGAAGAGUUCCAUGCCCUAGGAACUGAGAUGGUCAUCACAAAAACUGGCAGGCGAAUGUUUCCCGGAUACAAGGUCCGAGUAUCAGGACUGGACAAGAAGGCCAAGUACAUUUUCCUAAUGGACAUAGUAGCAGCCGAUGAUUGUAGAUACAAAUUUCAUAACAGUCGGUGGAUGGUGGCCGGAAAAGCUGACCCCGAGAUGCCCAAAAGGAUGUACAUACAUCCAGACUCUCCUAGUACUGGAGAACAGUGGAUGCAGAAGGUCGUGUCCUUCCACAAGCUGAAGCUGACCAACAACAUCUCGGACACGCAUGGAUACACUAUCCUGAACUCGAUGCACAAGUACCAGCCGAGGUUUCAUCUUGUCCGGGCUAACGACAUCCUCAAGCUACCGUACAGUACGUUCCGUACGUACGUCUUCAAGGAGACCGAAUUUAUCGCAGUCACAGCUUAUCAAAACGAAAAGGUCAGUGAAUCGGAGUUAGGAAUUAGGAUUAGGUUAUAA